AUGAAUGGUGCUAGCAACCAGAAUGGUAGAGCGAAAAUCAACCUUUCAAAACUACAAACAAGUCUUGAGAAUGAACCGAAACCGUUAGAGAUUGACAAUAGCAUGUCUUCUCAGCAGCCUGGAAAACUGUUCAUCACGAUCACCGAGUACCAGAAACGCAUGGAGGACGAACUAGACAUGAAACCAGGCGACAAAAUCGAAGUGAUCACAAAUGAUGAAGAGUACAAUGAUGGAUGGUAUUACGGUCGUAAUUUAAGAACACGGGAAGAAGGGUUAUAUCCCAAAGUAUUUACGCAAGAGAUAUCGACACCAUCGCUUGUAAGAGCGAAAUCUGCUCGUCGUGUGGCCAGUCCACAUGCAAAUGGAAGUCUGACGGAUCUGUCGACAAUGUCCAACGAGGGAUCAGUUAGUGAACUGCCCACGCCACAACCGCUUGAGACGGCAGCACCUGUAAAACUAAGUCUAGACCGCACAGCAUCCGUGAAAGUGACCAUGAAUGAUAUCGACAGGGCUCUAGAAGCGUUUCGCGGUGAGUCUCUUUCGUCUUCAUCGGGAAAUUUACAUUCUGGUGGUAAAGAUGAAGCACGCAAUAAUCAAGCCGACACUACCGCAAAUUCAUUUGCUACCGACACUGAUACGGAUCUCUCUAGGCAGCAAAUCCUGAGAAGUUCAAACUCGGUACAAUCACUAACAAACGACACCUCGUUUGGUUCUACUUCGAUCAACGGUAUUGACCCUAAGGAUCUUGCCCCAAUCAAUGCACAGAACUGGUCUCCCGAACAAGUAACCGCGUAUUUCAUAGCGUCGGGCUUUGAUAUUGAGUCGUCGAGUAGAUUUCAGCAACACAAGAUAUCGGGUCCAAUCCUAUUGGAAUUGGAACUGGCUCAUUUGAAGGAGCUUGAUAUCAGUUCGUUUGGUAUACGGUUCGAAAUCUUCAAAGAGAUCGAAGCUAUAAAGGAUGUUAUCAGUACGCAUGGACCGACAAGAUUAACAAGUCAAUUGAUGCCUGCCGCUUCUGUCAAUCAGAGAUCGUACAUGGGACACACUCGCAAAGCCUCUCAGUCUCUGGACGAUAUCCCUUCUAAAUCGCCCAUUGUAGCUCCCUCCGCAAGCCGCAGUCGCGUGAGCAGCAGACACCGUCCGUAUUCAUUGGCACUCAAUGGUCGCGAAUCGAACGCUGAUGCGGCAGACUCCAUUAUUGCUGCUUUGAAUGCCCAAGAAGACGGCACUAACAUCUCUAAACCCGCUCAACCCCAAAUUGACGACACCAACUUUCUUUCCCCUCGCAGGGCUCCUAAACCGCCUUCAUAUCCAAGUCCAGUCCAGCCGGUCAGAUCACCUACCGGGCAACAUUUCACACCCAGCCCUUCUAACUUGGAAUUUCCACAAAGUUUGCGCAAUGGUCCUCCUACAAUAUUCGAGCGUGCACCAUACAUGGAAAGUCGUUCAAAUAAUAAUUCUGAAGUGCAAACGCCCAAAUUUCAGUUCCCCAGGGCUGCGCCUCCCCAGCUGGGAUUAGAGAGCCCUAAUGAUGGAAAUCAAGAAGAUAAAAGAGGCAAUGGGGUUGCAGCGGUUGAAAACUAUGUGGGGAAUAGAAGCUCUGUCAUUUACUCGGGUCAACAUGUGCAUAGGCCAACGAAAUCGGGCGGUUCGUUCGUUGAACUAUUUAAUAGGAUUUCAACAAUGUCCCCUGGCACUGCUAGAGGUGCACAAAGUGAUGUAGAGGGUCUGAACAUCGAACACAGUCAGUUACAGAGGCCAACUUCGAGCAUAUAUGAGCGCUCAAGAGUUGCAUCACCAAGUCACAUCAAACACCCUUCGCAAGCCACCGCUGAGAUCAAGAAACAUAGACGGAACUCGUCCAUUCUGUCAUUCUUUUCCAAUAAAGGUGAUGAUAACGGUAAAAGCUCUCCAACAAAGAAAACUAGAUCAAGACAGGCUUCCUUUUCACACAGUAGAAAAAGCUCUGCCGUAGGAUAUAAUGCGGGGAGAUCGUUUUCACCUGAAAAAGGAUCGCGGUCACCGUCAAAGAGGCACUCAAUUGUUGUAUCUCCAAUUGCUGGUCCUGUUUCACCAGUCAAUGAGUCUGUUGCUGAUGAUGAGAAACGUAGAUCUGUCAGCGCAAAAGAAACAAACGGGACGCCCGGACCAAGAGAUUCAGAUUUAUUUUUCGAUGCCAAGGAGGAAUUACAAGAAGAACAGAAGAACAAGAGAUCCGUGAGCGAAGCUGUUAAAUCCAAACCUAGUCGCACUAAGACAAGCAAGAAUGUUUUGAGUAAAAUGAAAACCUCUGCAUUCGUCGAGGGUAUUCGGACGAUCAGCGUCAUGGAAGCAAUGACACAGUCAGACUGUUCUGGCUGGAUGAGCAAAAAAGGCUCAGGUGCGAUGGGAGUAUGGAGAAACCGUUUUUUCACUCUUCACGGGACAAGAUUGUCCUACUUUGCGAGCACUACCGACACUAGGGAGAGAGGUCUAAUCGAUAUUACUGCACACCGAGUGGUGCCGGCCAAAGAAGAUGAUAAACUUGUUGCCCUUUACGCUGCUAGCACAGGGAAAGGGCGCUACUGUUUCAAGCUUUUACCACCCCAACCAGGGUCUAAAAAGGGCUUGACAUUCACGCAGCCCCGUGUCCAUUAUUUCGCCGUCGACACCAAAGAGGAGAUGAGAGCUUGGAUGGCAGCCCUAAUAAAGGCCACUAUCGACAUUGAUACCAGUGUCCCUAUCAUCAGCUCCUGUGCAACUCCAACCGUUUCUUUAAAUAAAGCUCAAGAAAUGUUAUCACAAGCGCGGGAAGAAUCUCGACAACGGGAAGAGCAAAGAUUCUUAAAUGAAGAGGAUGAGGACCAGCUACUGUGGGAACAACAACAGCAGAGAGCUGAUUCAAGCUUCCCGGAUAGUUCAAAAGGUACCCCAACACCCAACUCAUCCGUGCAGAUGAAUUCUAAUAAUGGUUCCGGAUUCCACAGCCCCUUUCUCUUGGCUUCGGGAGUAUUGUCUCCUGGAACACCUCAAAACAACGGUCGCUUUCAGGAUCAACCCAACAGCGACUACUUUUUGCUCGGCUCGAACUAUACAAGCAACAAAAUUUAA
This is a messenger RNA of Lachancea lanzarotensis, 3090 nucleotides long. RefSeq names its product LALA0S01e06216g1_1. Gene Ontology annotation, molecular function: protein binding. Bases 1 to 3090 code for a protein of 1029 amino acids. The record is from RefSeq and is a predicted model, not a curated record. Gene Ontology annotation, cellular component: trans-Golgi network; early endosome; recycling endosome. Lineage: Eukaryota; Fungi; Ascomycota; Saccharomycetes; Saccharomycetales; Saccharomycetaceae. The transcript has a single exon. Gene Ontology annotation, biological process: receptor recycling; endosome organization; retrograde transport, endosome to Golgi.